Messenger RNA from Knipowitschia caucasica, 942 nucleotides. Lineage: Eukaryota; Metazoa; Chordata; Actinopteri; Gobiiformes; Gobiidae. The record is from the annotation of a GenBank genome assembly.
AUGGACGGGUCCCGACAGAGCGCCUUUCUCCUCAGCACUCCUCCGCUGGCCGCUCUGCACAGCAUGGCCGAGAUGAAGACCCCAUUGUACCCGGCCUACCCCCUCUCAUCCAGCGGCCCCAACUCCUCCACCUCUCCGGCCACCACUUCUCCAAACCCGGGGGGCAUGGCUGCGUCCUCCCCCGGGAUCAAGUCCUCCGCGAUGUCCUCGGGACUGGGCUCCCCGCAGCACUGCUCGUCUGCGACUCCACACGGGAUCAAUGACAUCCUCAACAGACCCUCCACGUCUGGCCCCACGACCCCUGCCUCUGUGGGCUCCUCUUCAGCGGGCUUACUGUCUGGACUGCCUCGCUUCAGCAGCUUAAGCCCCCCUCCGCCCCCUGGACUGUACUUUAGCCCGAGCGCAGUGGCCGUGGCCCGGUACCCCAAACCCCUGGCAGACCUGCCUGGUAGGACCCCCAUCUUCUGGCCCGGGGUGAUGCAGAGCCCACACUGGAGAGACGCAAGAUUCGCCUGUUCACCCCAUCAAAAUUCUGUGUUAUUGGACAAAGAUGGCAAAAGGAAACACACGAGGCCAACAUUUUCGGGACAGCAGAUCUUUGCUUUAGAAAAGACUUUUGAACAGACCAAAUAUCUGGCGGGGCCCGAGCGCGCUCGACUGGCUUACUCCCUGGGAAUGACUGAAAGCCAAGUCAAGGUGUGGUUUCAGAACAGAAGGACUAAAUGGAGGAAAAAGCACGCUGCGGAGAUGGCCACUGCGAAGAAGAAGCAGGACACUGAGACCGAGCGUCUGAAGGGGACUUCGGACAACGAGGAGGACGAUGACGACUACAACAGACCCCUGGACCCGAACUCAGACGACGAGAAAAUCACGCAGCUGCUGAAAAAACACAAACCCUGCUCUUCGCUGUUAAUUCACACGUCAGAAAACGACAGCUCAUAA